Chelmon rostratus (copperband butterflyfish) is the source of this 1308-nucleotide messenger RNA. It is a transcript of the gene armc1l, whose product is annotated as armadillo repeat containing 1, like. The record is from RefSeq and is a predicted model, not a curated record. Gene Ontology annotation, molecular function: metal ion binding; protein binding. The transcript is spliced from 7 exons. NCBI's taxonomy places the organism in Eukaryota, Metazoa, Chordata, Actinopteri, Chaetodontiformes, Chaetodontidae. Bases 72 to 887 code for a protein of 271 amino acids.
UAAUCGAGCACCAAAUUUGUAUUUUAGUACACGAGCUACGUCUGCCCUACGGUCAAGUAAAGUUAACAAAGAUGAUGGAUGCUCUGUCGGUGGUGAGUCAGCUACGGGACCUGGCUUCUGAGCCGCAGAACAGAGAGGUGAUAGUCCAGGACCAGGGCUGUCUCCCCGGGCUGGUUCUCUUCCUGGACCACCAGAAUCCAGACGUCCUACUUGCAACUCUUCAGACCCUGCGCUACUUGGCUGAGUUGUCCCCCAACAUCCCCACCAUGAAGAAUGAACUGGGCAUGAUGGUGAGCUUGGAGAACCUAAUUGGGAGGAAGGGCCUGUCUGUUGAUAUCACAGCCUUGGCCCAGGAGGUGUUUGACGUUCUGAGUGCGCCUGCUAAUCCUGUGCCGCGCACACCUGAGAGGGAGAAGAGAAAGAAAUCUCAGUUCUUUAUCAACUCCUCCAACAAGAAGGCCAAGUCUGUCACUCUUCACAUCCAGGGGCUGGAUAGCACUGCCCAGCGAGGCUUGUGUGAGGAGGCUCUUCUGAAGGUCAGAGGAGUGAUCAGCUUCACCUUCCAGAUGGCCUCAAAGAGAUGCACCGUCCGCAUCCGUUCAGACCUGCCCACUGAGAGUUUGGCAUCGGCAAUCGCUGCCACUAAGGUGUUGUCAGCCAAACAGGUGGUGAAGAAUGAGGCAGGAGAAGAGGUUUUUAUUCCUCUGAACUCAUGUGGAGUGGAGGUGCAGCAAAACUCAGCUAUACCAGACUACCUCCCAGAGGAAGAGGAGAGCCCGGAGAAGGAGGUUGACAGAGCAAUUUCCCGCACCACAGCCAAGGAAGACCCCAGUGGAAGCUGGCUCAACACUGCUGCAAGCUUCCUCACGAAAACAUUCUACUGGUGAAACUGGUGCAGUUUGAUUUCUUGAGAUCCAGUGUUACUGGAGUGGACAUUACUGGAUUUUAGCAGACCACAGGCCAACGCCCAGGCUUUGUGUGCUUGGUCUGACCUUCACCAACUUGCCAUCUAUUAUAAAAAACAAACUACAAAUUGUCAACAUGUGCUGAAGGUAUUCUUCUAUUACCUCUGUUGUGCUUACUGAAUUCAAUGGAGGCACGCACACUUGAAAAAUAUAUUUUUCUCUGGACUUACAUAAUACUGUUUUUAUACAGUAUUCUCAUUAAAUGUAAAUAUUUUGUCAGACUUUCCAAACUGUCCUUUUUCUCUUUUCAUGUAAAAAGUGUUUCUGCUACUUUCUUCUACAGUUGGGUGUGUUUUCCUGUUUAUCCUGCUGUUUGUUGGUAGUUGUACUGAUUUAUGCUAAA